AUGGUGCUUCGCCCAUUAAAAUACCAGCAGGGGAAGCGAGCUCCGCCUCCUCGUUUCACCCCCUUGCCCUUUCACUCCUCCCUGUCUCUGCAGAGCCCCUGGCAGCGACUGGUCCGGAGGAUGACCCGCUUCUUCACCAAGCUGGACGCCGACCGCUCCUACGCCAGCCUCAAGGAGGUGUGCGAGAAGAUGGGGUACACCUGGAAGAAGAGCUGCACCAAUCAGGUGACGGUCUCCACCACUGACCGGCGCAACAACAAGCUGAUCUUCAAGGUGCACCUUCUGGAGAUGGAGGAGCGGAUCCUGGUGGAUUUCAGGCUGUCCAAGGGUGACGGGCUGGAGUUCAAGCGUCAUUUCCUGAGGAUCAAGCGCCAGCUGAACGACAUCAUCAGCAAUCACAAAGUAUUGCUUCCUGUGACAUGAUGCAGGGGGCUGUCCCUGGGGGAACGCCCCGUUGCCGCGGACGCGCGCAAACGUACCGGCCGACGCGGGGGCCCUGAUCCUUCUCUGAACCAGUUCACCCCCCCACCCCACUCUGGAACGCAGGGAGACUCCAGAUUACACACCAGCUUGUCUGCUGCACUAUGAAGCAGCACCUGCUUUUCAAAAGGGAUUUUCAUCAGGGAGAGACUGGCUGGCAUGUACUUGUUAACACGCGUGUGUGGUUCUUUUAUUUAGAGCAGCAUGUACAACUAGUUAGAGUGGUUUCUUUGUAAAAAAAAAAAAAAAAAAAAAAAAAAAGUGUUUUCAAAUCAGGGGUCUCAGAGUAGAAAUGCAGGAGUUUUGAGAAAUUCAAGGCAGUUCUCGCCAUGUAGAGUGUGACAGACAGACAGACAGACAGACACUGAUCUGUGCAUUUCGACCAAAGUCCCUAAAAUAAGACCAGUGCAUCCCAAUACUGCGGUUUGUAACAUUGAUCUCCACCGUUAAACUCAAAGCUCUUUACCUCUCCUGGUUUUAAAAGACCAGAGACUAUGAAUACACUUGAAGAGGAGGGCGAGGCAGCACUGGGGUCGUUUGCUCAGUGAAGACUCGGCUGUACAGUCCAGCACAGUCAGCCUGGGUAAUAAUUAAGAACUGGAAAGGGUUUGAAGAGCUGCUCCGGACAGCAGGUUCCACUCUGUGAGCUUGUGUGUGUUUCACAGGAGAGCCUCGGUGAUAGCGGUGUAGGGCAUGGGGUAUCCUGCACAGGGUGUCUGCUUGUGUUUUACUGUUUGAAGUGUCUCAGAGUUUUCUCAAUCUUUCUGUUUUCUAUUGUUUGUUUGUUUGUUUUUUUUACAUGGAGUCCUGACUUUGUUUCAUUGUUUGCUCUCUUCUUGCUGUUAUAUAAUGAAAGAAGGGAGAAGGUUUUCUAUAUACAAUGAAGACAAAAAAGUAAUAUUUCUUCAUAUCUGUGUGUGUUGUGAUAUUAAUAAUGUGUUGAAACGUGGUGUUUAAUAUACUUAAUAUAAUACACACGUGACUGCUCUGUGAAUGAACGAGUCGCUCGGCAGAAUUGCUUCUGUAUUCUGGUUCAGCUGAACAAGGAAUAAUAAAAGUUUUGGAGUUA
Molecule: messenger RNA, 1549 nt
Organism: Polyodon spathula (Mississippi paddlefish)
Lineage: Eukaryota; Metazoa; Chordata; Actinopteri; Acipenseriformes; Polyodontidae
Product: serine/threonine-protein kinase Chk1-like
Exons: 5
Coding region: 1-423 (140 amino acids)
Source: RefSeq, a predicted model, not a curated record